Molecule: messenger RNA, 1483 nt
Organism: Dermatophagoides farinae (American house dust mite)
Lineage: Eukaryota; Metazoa; Arthropoda; Arachnida; Sarcoptiformes; Pyroglyphidae
Source: RefSeq, a predicted model, not a curated record
UCAUCAUUUAAAAUUCCAUCAUCAUUCAUAAUUAUGUAUCCAAAACCAAAAAAAAAAAACAACAACACAGUAGCCUAUAGAAAAAUAUCGAAAUCGAGAAUCUAAUUAAUUAUUCAUUAAAUUAAAUUAUAAAAAUUUGUCCAAUAAAAAAUCCAAUACGACCAAAUAUUGGUGAUUAUAUCGAAAAUGUUUUUAUUAAGCGUUUCAAAUCAAUUCAUCACAAUGAUAAUGUUGGCUAUGAUCAUCAUCAUCAUCACCAUUGCCAUCGAUUCAACAACAUGCACUGUACAUGAUUUAAUUUGUGAAUCGAUUAAAAAUACCAGUGAUCAUGAUGAUACAUUUGACAUAUUGAAUGUUGGUGUUACUAGAGAGAAAAUUAUUUUGGUAACAAAAAAAUGGUUUGUCUACGAAAUGGACAUUAAUUCAAUGAAAGAUGGUAAAUUAUAUCUGAAUGUAUUGCCUACACCGGCAUCGGCUAAAUUUCCAUACCUAUGGAGUUAUAAAAGAUUUCAAGAUAUAAAAGAUAAAAUUACCGAUGUACAAAUAUUUAUGGAUGAUGAAGGCGAUUGGUUAUGUUUGGUGCCAAUAUUUGAUUAUGGAAUCGGUUAUCAUAUUGAUACAAAUGAAAUAAUUGUCAUUACUUGGUUUAUGAGAAAUAAUAGCAUUGAAAAUGAACGAUCAAUUGGAACAAUGGAAUCAUAUCGUAAUUAUAUAUUUCGUUAUAUUAGAUUUGAUAUUACAGCUAAAGCAAUACAGAUUAAUAAGGAUUCAAUCAACGGUACUAUUGGUGUUCGAAAUACAAAAAGAAUUCAUAUUGUAAAUUUAUGGACUUAUAUUUGUUUAACAUCGGAUAAUAAAAUCGUUAUACAAUAUGGUUUUUGUCAAAAUUAUGGCCUACAAACAGUUGAUUGGGAUAUACAGGGUGGUUUUGUUGUCAAUGAACAAUUUUAUUUACUCGGAAAAGAUAAUGUUUAUUCAUUUUCUGAACAAGCAUAUUUGAAACCGAAUCAAUCAUUUGCUUAUAGUAAACAAGAUUAUCGAUCAUUUAUUUAUUGUUAUGGUGAAAUUGAUUCAUUACCAUUUAAUAGAAUUGUUCGUAUUAUAUUCAUCAUUAUAAUAUUGUUGUUGAUAAUAUUGGUUAUUUUAUUAUUCAUAAAUAUAAAUCAACGUCGCCAUCAUCGACAAAAAUCUAGAGAAAUUCUUAAAGUAAAAGUAGCAAAGAAACCACCACCACCACCACCACCUUCACCAUCAAAAGCAGUUAAGCAAACAAAACAACAACAGAUUAAAAGUAAAAUAUCAAUGGACAAAAAUUCUAGCAUAAUUCAAAAAAGUGCAAAAUUCAGUUCUAUAGGCACUAUGCGAUCGGAAAUUGGUAAAAUACCUGUGCCAGUAAUAUCUCGCCAAUCAAGUAGUAUGGAAAAAAGUGCAAUACAAAAGUCAAAAUUUUUUUAAUAUGAAAAAAAAAUUUUUUCUAUUUCCA